This is a messenger RNA of Colletotrichum lupini, 1605 nucleotides long. RefSeq lists its product as uncharacterized. Bases 1 to 1605 code for a protein of 534 amino acids. Lineage: Eukaryota; Fungi; Ascomycota; Sordariomycetes; Glomerellales; Glomerellaceae. The transcript has 11 exons. The record is from RefSeq and is a predicted model, not a curated record.
AUGUCGGGGGCACAUACUUCUUCUACUACUAUCGGGCACGCCAGGCCAGUGCCAAAAUGCAAACAAGUCCACUUCGCGGUUUCCAACCAGCUGGGUCUCUCAUGUGUUUCGCCAUCAGUCCGAUUGGAUGUUUAUGAGUGUAAGUCGAGCGUCCAAUGCCUCCAAGAGCAUUCGGAGCCGCAGUGCAUGCAUGUGGUAACUUAUGAUCGAUCGGCAAAGCCUCACGGCAGGGCCCAUACUUCCAGCGACGAUGCUGCCUCACGCAAGAUGCAAGAGUUCCCCAACAGAAAGGGCGAAAUUCCCACAUGCUUAUAUGGAGAUGCCAGAGAUCCAUAUUCUGCCGCACGAGGCUCGGAGGACGCGGUGAUUUAUCCUAAAUGGCCCUACCCUGUGUUUCUCCACACAAAUCGUUUAGAUGUGAAAGGAUCCUUCGCCCGGGUUUCCCGUAAAGAAGGAAGACCCCUCCAGCCCUCCUUCCCGGGCCACAAAUUACAGAUGCGGCGGCAACGACGGCGGGACGGCGUUUUGCCCAAGCCUUCCCCCGCGGGUGUCGGGUAUGCCAAGACUACUUCCAUUCGUCCAUCCUAUGAGACGGCGGGAGGUGGACUGACCCGGAUGAGCAAGGAAAGUACUGUACUGCGUAAGAACAACGGAGCAGGGGGGGUAAAUGUGAGGACGGGCAAGGGACCCGGCCUUCUGGAAUGGCAGCACGCAGCACGACUAAAACAGCGCAUCACAAGCACGGGCGCGCACUUGCCCCUGUGUAUCGAUACUUCACUGAGGUACUUCGACUGGUGGACAUGGGAUAUCCGGGUGCCCACGGGGAGGCCAUCAUGCCACGUUUGGUGCUGGACAAAAUUUGCUAGCUGGAACGUGAAUCUCUUCGAUUCGAUCAUGUUCACAGAGUCGACAGGAACCAGUAUUUUUGUAUCCUCUUUGGAGGAAAGGGCUCUUGAUAUGAGGCAAGCCACUUUUCCAGAAGACAGCGCCAGGCGUCAGGUACACAAAAACAUGAUGCAGAGGAUGGCAUCCGACUACAAGCAAUCCAUGGGCGUCUCUUUUCCUCUCUUGAACCUGCGCAAGCACGAGCGGGACUUCCGUUUAACCCCUCCAACCACACACGCACACCACCACUCGCUACACCAGCAAUUUCUAUCAAUGGUUUUCUUCUGCCUGCAGGGUGCUAAUGGAGGUUACUUGGUUCCCCCAACUGGCGGCGGCCUCGACGGCGGCCAUGAUAGCUCCGAUGCAACUCUAUCAUCACAGUGGGUUCGGGAGCAUUUUUUCUCUUCCGAAGGACAAUCGGCAACAAGCGCUAGUGCGCAGCCUGAGAGAUUACCCACAAUCUGCAAGGAGAAAGAAGACAGUUACAAAUUGCGGCUGCAGGCACCCCGAAAUGCCUACGAGGAACAGCGGGGCCUGCGGAGCCCUGGGACCCACAACAUCAUUGCCUUUGAGAGGACCUGGGUUGAUAUGGUCGUUGCAAGGUCGUCAAGAAGUCGCGGGAGCCAAGCCAAAGGACACAAUCAUCAAUAUGUCAUCGUUGGGGUCGUGGCCAAUCACGGAGGCCGGAACACCACGGCACUCAAGGAUCGCGCGCCGUGA